Molecule: messenger RNA, 1503 nt
Organism: Exserohilum turcica Et28A
Lineage: Eukaryota; Fungi; Ascomycota; Dothideomycetes; Pleosporales; Pleosporaceae
Exons: 1
Coding region: 1-1503 (500 amino acids)
Source: RefSeq, a predicted model, not a curated record
AUGUCUUCCUACUUGCCCUCGUUUAGCUUCCCACGACCCGGACCAGUUUUGCCUCCGUUGUCAGACUCGUCCAUCGAACCCAUGCCACCUUCUACCGAUGAACGCUUGGAAAAUCUCGACCCGAAUAUGGAUCCCUUGCAGUGGUACAUGUACACUGCCCUGCAGCACAACGACACCUAUUCUGCCGAUUAUCUUAGCCGGGCAGACAACGAUGUGCAUGUGGGUGAUAUAAUAGAGCCAAAAUUCAACGCCCCACAAGUCAACCCUCCUGAUGCUGAACCGAAAGAGUGGGUUCUCAGGUGGGAGAUGGUGUGCCUGCUGUGUCCCUUGGCCGCAGAUGGCCAGCAAAGAAACAGAGACUUGGACACGGGAUACCCGUUUUGCGAUAGAGAAAUGCUCACACUUGCGCCAGCCAGAAGUUAUUCCGAGUCUGUACUCGACGAUGAUGGUAUCGAACGAUGGACACUAAAGGUACCAGAGCCGACCGUGUUAGGCGCUGAUGACUUGGCAGCAUGUACAAUCGAGCAAGUAUUGAAUCCAGGUCAUAUUCAAAAGACUAUACUCGAUGUCGAGAAUCCCAGAGUCAUAAGCCAGAUUUUCAUAGUAUCUCGUGCACCGAGGGAGGGAAGUUAUUACCGAUACAAUGAGGACCAUCCCUGGGGCGUAGUAGAUGAUUCGAUCCAAGGCCCAAGUCUGUCUAUUUCAUCACCUACACCUACGCCCACUAGAGAUGUGCUAGGUUGGCUGGCACCUUUCUCCACCUCCUCCAGCGCAUACAGCACGCCUACGUACAGCGUAUCUUCCAGCGGCGGUUCAACGGGAAACAGUCACGAGGACAGCUUGCAGGGCGCAGUAAAAGUCGGUGUGGGUGUCGGCAUUACAAUCAUAGCCUUAUGCUUCAUCAUCUUCCUCGGCUUUUGCAUUCGCGGACGGAAGAAAAUGGAAGAGAGCUCGCCAAACACAUCAAAUCCAAGGAGCCAUCUACCGACUGCAGCAGCAGGGGGACGCGGAGCUGCGGGAGAACAAACGUACGUGGAUAGAUUUCGUAACGAAGCACUGUCACACCUGCACGUCACGCCACAGCCCUCAGCACAGCAUCACCAAAGCGUAUCCAUAACACAGCAACGAGCUCCAGCUGAACAAGCAUACGUUGACAGAUUCCGCACCGAAGCCCUCGCACGCACACACGACCGAAUACAUCCUUCAGACGCCCAACGAGGCACAUACGAAAUGGUACACAGUUCUCUGACAACCGCGCCCGCACCCCAAGACGACGACCAAGAUGUACCCCCCGCAUACCACAAAGUGGUAACGAACCUCGAGCGCAUGGAGAUUGAGCGAAACAUGCAUAGAGGCGAGGCGCCGCAGCACAGAUGGCCACCGACUUAUCUCGAUGCGCAGAAUGCGGCUGCACCGUCUGCAUCGGGAUCUUCGCCCGUGGCGCCUAGCCCUGCUCCAGGAUCUGCUCCUUAUCCUGCGCUUCCGUCGUCGCCUCCAAGAUAG